Molecule: messenger RNA, 3079 nt
Organism: Pomacea canaliculata
Lineage: Eukaryota; Metazoa; Mollusca; Gastropoda; Architaenioglossa; Ampullariidae
Product: serine/threonine-protein kinase Nek8-like
Biological process (GO): protein phosphorylation
Molecular function (GO): protein kinase activity; ATP binding
Source: RefSeq, a predicted model, not a curated record
UUUCAGUUUAUACAAGUAUGGCGCACAGCCAUCUGGGAAUGGCAGAAGUUUACUCUGUGGUAUGAAGUUAUUGGACUGUGUGUUCUCAGAUGAAGUGUUUGUCUUUGUGAAAUGGAAAAGUACGAAAAAAUAAGAGUAGUUGGGCGUGGUGCUUACGGUACAGUUCACCUGUGCUGCAGACUUAGUGACAGGAAGCUGGUAAUCAUCAAACAGAUUCCAGUAGAGCAGAUGACAAAAGAAGAAAGACAGGCAGCACUGAAUGAAGUGAAAGUGUUAUCAAUGUUGCACCAUCCUAACAUCAUAGAAUACUAUGAAAAUUUUCUGGAAGACAAGGCCCUCAUGAUUGUAAUGGAAUAUGCACAAGGUGGCACACUCUUGGAGUAUUUGCAAAGUCGAAAUGAAAACUUGCUUGAAGAAGAAGAGAUUCUAAAGUUCUUUGCACAGAUGUUGUUAUCCUUGCAACAUGUACAUUCUAAGCAGAUUCUGCAUCGUGACCUAAAGACUCAGAACAUACUGCUUGAUAAAAAGAAGGAGAUUGUUAAGAUUGGAGACUUUGGCAUUUCAAAGGUCCUCAGCAGCAAGAGCAAGGCAUACACGGUUGUGGGCACACCUUGCUAUAUUUCUCCUGAACUCUGUGAGGGAAAACCCUACAACCAGAAAAGUGACAUAUGGGCCCUUGGCUGUGUCUUAUAUGAGCUGGCCAGUCUGAAAAGAGCAUUUGAGGCAGCAAACUUACCAGCCUUGAUUUUAAAGAUUAUGCGUGGGACAUUCUCACCAAUCUCAGACCAAUACAGUGAGGAGCUUCGUUCACUGAUCUUAAGCAUGCUGCACUUAGACCCUGCACGUCGACCUCACAUCAACCAGAUCAUGGCCUGUCCUAUAAUUAUCAAUGCUCUCAUUAAUCUUCACACAGACACAGGCAAGGUCGCAUGUGUGAGAGUACACCGGCCUCUUUCAAACUUGCCUGGAAGCAGCAGAAGCAGAACCUCAGUGCGUGGUGUAGGCCUGGCUCGUGAUGGAAUGGUUGGUAAGCCUCGAGCUCUCAGUUCUGUGUUGUGCUGGGGUGGAGGUCUGACACAACCUACACGUCUGCCUCUACCUUCUCCUGACACGCAAGUGGUCCAGGUUGCAGCAGGUCGCACUCAGAGGGCUGCUGUUACAAAGCAUGGUCGUCUUUUUGUUUGGGAGCCAGUUGGCAUGGGAGGAGAGAUUGCAUUGCCUGGAGCUCUGGACAGUGGUCACUCAGCCUUAAUUCCACGGUAUCUGGAGGGCCAGGCAGCAGUCACCAUACAGCAUGUGGCGUGUGGAGACUUGUUCACUGCUUGCCUGACAGACAGGGGCAUCUUAAUGACUUAUGGCAGUGGGGUACAUGGAUGUCUUGGGCAUGGAAAUUACAGUGAUGUGACACAGGCUAAGAUUGUAGAAGCACUCCUUGGCUAUGAAGUGGUACAAGUGUCCUGUGGAGCCUCUCAUGUGCUGGCUGUCACAAAUGAGCAUGAAAUAUUUGCUUGGGGACGUGGAGAUAAUGGUCGUCUUGGACUUGGUAACGAAGAAUCUUCACCAGCCCCACAACCAGUGGCAGUUCCAGAUGACGUGCGCCCUUGCUCUGUCCAUUGUGGAGUUGAUUGCUCAGUCAUCAGAACACUAGAUGGAGCACUGCUAUGUUGUGGAAGCAAUCGGAAUAACAAGCUUGCUCUGGACCAGAUUACUGCAGAAGGUGUGCUAGAGCGGCUAGUGGAGGAGGUGCAUGUCUUGACUCCUGUUGCUUCAGCCCCCAUCAGCAACAUGCAGGUGCAAGUUGUAGCUGUGGGUACAUCCCACACUGCUGUUGUUAAUGCAGAAGGCAAGUGCUAUACCUUUGGCUCCAACCAGUUCAGACAGCUGGGUUUUGACAAGGAGCCACAGGACCGCAGGCCUGGGCUGUUGCGAGCCCUUACUUCCUACAGUAUCACUACUGUUGCAUGUGGGGAUACUUUUACAGUGGCUGUGACAGAUGCUGGGGAUAUUUUUUCGUGGGGUAAAAGUGCUCGAGGAAGGCUUGGGCGUCUAGAUGAUGAGCCUGGAGUCCCUAAAAAAGUUGCCAUCAAUGGUGAAGAUCCCUUCAGCAUUGUGUCCAUUUCUUGCAGUCAUGGUAACACACUAGUGGCAAUCAGACCAAUACUUCGAUCUGGCAGCCCUAUUGAAUAGAUUACUAAUUUAAAAAAAAGAACUCUUUUCUAACAUUAAUUGUCACUUCAUCUGAAUGGCACAGUUGUCCAAGUAAUGGACAGGUUUGAUGAACUUAAAACUUGAAGGGAGUUGAAACCAUAUAUAACAGAAGAGAGCUCAAGUGAUAGCAUAAAGAUGAGCUGUCAAGUGUGAGUUCAUGGUAUGAUUAUACCAUCUGUUUUCAACCAGAUACCACUGGAUGUGAAAGAGGUCCUUACAGCAUUUCUGUGAUUCUGCUUUAUAUGCACGCAUAAUGCUAAAAACAUGAUUUUAAAUACACUCACUAAUGCUUUAAGCCUUAAACAUUUUGGAAAUUACUGCUGCUGUUUGUUGACAAAUGUACUAGUCCUAUAAUUUUGUUAUUUACUGAUGUUGAUGGACUCUUUUUGUCCAAGGCAAUUGUAAAACUUUUUAGUGAUUUGUAUUUUUUAUUAUGUAGGAGAGCACCUAAACAAAAUUAGUUAUAUUUGAAUUUCUGAUCAGCUCACUUCCGUCCAACAUAUAUGAAGGUUGUUUUAUGAAGGGGGAUUUUUUUGUAUGUGUUUAUGCAGAGUUUUACAGCUUUUUAUGUAAAUUCAUUUGAUUAGACACAAGGGAGAAAUAAUGUCUCCUGUCUCCAUAGAAACCACUGCAGUAUUGUGUUCUGGAACAGGUUGUAAAAAGGUAUUAAAUGUUCUGAGUUGUUUACUUGUAAAUUUGAACAUUUUUUUCAUCAUUAUAUUAUGGGGAUUUUUUAUUUUUAUUUUUUUACUGGAGAUGCAAGCAGCCUUUAGGGAGAGAACUCAUGGACUUUGAAAUGCUUCCAAGUUAAACUAUAUAAGUGAAAGUCUAUCCACAUGUUGACCAAUCAAAAAUGUAUUCAUUCAUUUUA